Molecule: messenger RNA, 3189 nt
Organism: Orbilia oligospora ATCC 24927
Lineage: Eukaryota; Fungi; Ascomycota; Orbiliomycetes; Orbiliales; Orbiliaceae
Exons: 8
Coding region: 1-3189 (1062 amino acids)
Biological process (GO): valyl-tRNA aminoacylation
Cellular component (GO): cytosol
Molecular function (GO): valine-tRNA ligase activity; aminoacyl-tRNA deacylase activity; ATP binding
Source: RefSeq, a predicted model, not a curated record
AUGUCGACCCCAAAGGCUUCGGAUCUUGUUGAUAGCUCUCCUUCGACUCCCAAUUACCCUGGGGUCGCCCCAUCUGGGGAAGAUGCUCUAGCUGAAGCAUCAAAGCCGAAGACAGCAAAGCAGUUGGCGGCCGAGGCCAAGAAAGCCGAAAAGGCGAAGAAAUUCCUCGAAAAGAAAGCCAAGUCGGAAGCUCUCGCUCAAGCAUCGCAACCAAAAGCUAAGAAGGAGAAGAAAGAGGAGGCUCCAGUUGAGGAAUACGUCGAAGAGACUCCGGCAGGGCAGAAGAAGAUCCUGAAACCUCUUGGCAAAGCGUACGACCCGAUCGCCGUUGAAUCCGCAUGGAAUGCAUGGUGGGAACAGGAAGGCUUCUUCAAGCCUGAAAUGAAGGCGGAUGGAAAGCCGAAGGAUGAAGGUGUUUUCGUCAUUACAGCUCCACCACCCAACGUUACUGGUGCCCUCCAUAUUGGACACGCAUUGGCCGUAUCGCUCCAAGAUGUUCUUGUUCGAUGGAAUCGUAUGCAAGGAAAGACUGUUCUUUUCCUACCGGGUUGCGAUCACGCUGGUAUUUCGACACAAAAUGUCAUUGAAAACCGGUUAUGGAGACAGAACAAGCAGACCAGAUAUGAUGUUGGUCGAGAGAAGCUCGUAAAAUUGAUUUGGGAGUGGAAAGAGGAGUACCACGCCAAGAUCAACAAGUCCUUCCGGGCUAUGGGUGCUUCCUUCGAUUGGUCUCGCGAGGCAUUUACUAUGCAAGAUUCUUUCCAGAACGCUGUUGCCGAUACUUUCACCAGACUCCACGACGAGGGCGUUAUUUACCGAGGUCAUAAACUUGUCAACUGGUGCCACAAACUCAACACUUCUUUAUCCAAUCUAGAAGUUGACAAUAAGCAGCUGAACGGCCGGACGCUAUUGACCGUUCCUGGAUAUGAUAAGAAGGUCGAAUUUGGUGUCAUUAUCCAUUUCAAAUACCCCAUUGUCGCUAGCGAUGAGUUCCUGGAAGUUGCGACAACACGUAUUGAGACCAUGCUGGGUGAUAGCGCCAUCGCCGUCAAUCCAAAUGAUCCGAGAUACAAACAUCUUAUCGGCAAACGUGCUAAACAUCCAUUCAUCCCCGACAGAAUCAUGCCAAUUGUCGCCGAUGAUUAUGUCGAUGUUGACUUUGGUACCGGUGCUGUCAAGAUUACUCCUGCUCACGAUUUCAACGAUUAUGCACUUGGCAAGAGACAUAGCCUCGAGUUUAUCAAUAUCCUGAACGAUGACGGAACCAUGAAUGAGAACGCUGGACCUUAUCAAGGAAUGAAGAGAUUCGACGUCCGAUACAAGAUUCAAACCGACCUCAAGGAGCUAGGAUUGUACGUUGAGACCAAAGACAAUCCGAUGCAAAUUCCACUUUGCGAGAAAUCUAAGGAUGUUAUUGAGCCACUUCUCAAGCCGCAAUGGUGGAUGAAGAUGAGUGAUAUGGCUCAGGCUGCAAUCGACCACGUUAAAGCUGGAGAAGUCAAGAUUAAGCCUCAAACCUCAGAGAACGACUACUACAGAUGGUUAGAAGGAAUCCAGGACUGGUGUUUGUCUCGACAACUCUGGUGGGGACAUCAACCCCCAGCUUACCACAUCCAAUUUGAGGGGGAGACUUCGUAUAUUGAUGAUGCAGACCACUGGGUUGUUGCUGUAACUCGGGAAGAUGCAGAGAAGAAAGCCGCUGAGAAAUACCCUGAGCGGAAGUUUACUCUUGAACAGGAUCCGGAUGUCCUUGACACAUGGUUUUCGUCGGGUCAAUGGCCCUACUUCACUAUGGGCUACCCGGACAGAACUGAUGAUCUUAAGUACUUCUACCCCAGUUCGCUCAUGGAAACUGGUUGGGAUAUUCUCUUCUUUUGGGUUGCUCGUAUGAUCAUGCUUGGAGUCAAACUUAUGGGUGGCGUUCCCUUUAACGAAGUGUACUGCCACGGUCUCAUUCGUGACUCUGAGGGCCGAAAGAUGUCUAAGUCUCUUGGUAACGUCAUUGACCCACUUGAUGUUAUCCGAGGUAUCUCCCUUAAAGGACUACAUGAUAAGCUUGAAGGUGGAAAUCUGGACCCUAAGGAAGUUGCCACUGCUACCAAAUAUCAGAAGACCGCCUUUCCCCAGGGUAUCCCCCAGUGUGGUGCUGACGCAUUGAGAUUUACUUUGAUAUCCUAUACUACUGGAAGUUUGGAUAUCAAUACUGAAAUCAACGUCUUCCACGGUUAUCGAAAGUUUUGUAACAAGAUCUUCCAGGCGACCAAGUUCGUCCUCGGAAACCUUGAUGAAAACUUCACGCCUCAGAAGACCGUCCUUUCUGGCAAAGAGACCUUGGCUGAGAAGUGGAUCUUGCAUAAACUUAACCAUACCGCUAAGAUUGUCAAUGAGACAUUACAGUCGAAAGACUUCUUCAAGGCAACAGACGCUGUUUACCAAUACUGGUAUAGCAACCUUUGUGAUGUCUACAUCGAAAACUCCAAAGCUUUGAUCCAAGAUGGAACCCCAGAAGUUCGGGAGUCUGCUAAACAAACUCUUUAUACCGCCAUUGAGGGUGCGCUACUUCUGAUCCAUCCAUUCAUGCCAUUCAUUUCCGAGGAACUUUGGCAACGUCUCGCUCGCCGCCCAGGCGACUCUACCCCAUCGAUCACCAUCGCCAAGUACCCGGUUUUCACCGAAGAACUUCACGACCUUGAGAGCGAGCGUGCUUACGAGCUUGUCUUGGAUGUUUCUCGAGGUGUCAGAAGCUUGAUGGCUGAGUACAUGAUUAAAGAUGAGGGUCAACUAUUCGUCCAAGUCGAUGAUAAGGAAAGCCUUUCCAUUGUCGAGGAAAACCACACUAGCAUCAAGACUCUCUCCGGAAAGGGUGUCAAUGCCCUUGAUAUCGUCUCCAUUGGCGGUGAAACACCGAAGGGAUGUGUUGCUCUGCGUGUUAACGCAAGUGCCGUUGUGUACUUGAGUGUCAAGGGACGUGUUGACUUUGACCAGGAAAUUCAAAAGGCACAACAGAAGCUCGAUAAGGCUAAGGAUGGACUGACGAAGCAGGAGAAGUUGUUGAGUGAUAAGAACUAUUUGAGCAAGGCUAAUAAGGCUACACAAGAGGCCGAUGCCAAGAAGUCGGAGGAGUUUAAGGCGCAGAUUGGAACUUAUGAGGAGAGCAUUCGGGCUUUUGAACGGUUGAAGUUGGAGUAA